Messenger RNA from Hylaeus anthracinus, 2044 nucleotides. It is a transcript of the gene GluRS-m, whose product is annotated as probable glutamate--tRNA ligase, mitochondrial. Bases 415 to 1962 code for a protein of 515 amino acids. Lineage: Eukaryota; Metazoa; Arthropoda; Insecta; Hymenoptera; Colletidae. Gene Ontology annotation, biological process: glutamyl-tRNA aminoacylation. The record is from RefSeq and is a predicted model, not a curated record. The transcript is spliced from 10 exons. Gene Ontology annotation, molecular function: ATP binding; zinc ion binding; tRNA binding.
AUUAGGUUAAUCUCGUUUCGAUACGAGAAGCCUGCAACUUAUUAUUGUUACGCAUAAGAGCAGGUUAUACCUUUCUGAUCUCACGUUAUUUUAUAAAAAAAUAUACAAUCCAUCUUUGAAUUGAUUCUUCCAGAGUCAGCUUCUAUUUAAAUUUAUUUAAAACACCAAACUACAGCGAUCGAAACAAAAAAUGUUUUUCUAUAAAAUUAUAUACAUCGCGCGCAGAAUAUCACAGCGUAAAAAAAGUGUCAUCGUUGAAAUAAAAGUUUUCGUGUCAGCAUUUCGAAAGUUACACGAAAGCGUGUCAUAUUUAACUCGCAAUUUUCAAAGAUAAUUAAAAAGUAAUUAUCUUUCGUACAGUUUCGAGUAGAUUAAGAAAAGUAAUCGCGGUUUCAUUGGAUAGAUUACUUUGAUAUGAAUAUUUCCGAGAAAAACUGUAGCAGAACCAGGGAAAAGAAUGACAGGUGUCCCAUGCGGAUUAAAGCGAAGGAGGGAACGGAAAGGAAACCGACGCGCGCUUCGGUGCUCGGUUUAUUGCACCUGGGUGGUUUACGUACAGCAUUAUAUAAUUAUUUAUUUGCUCGUGCAAAUAAUGGAACAUUUAUCUUAAGAAUUGAAGAUACGGAUCAAAGUAGAUGCGUACCUGGAGCAAUAGAAAAAAUUCAAAACGAUCUAUUAUGGUCUGGAAUUAUAUCUGACGAAGAUCCCAUAAGAGAAGGACCCUAUGGGCCAUAUAUACAGUCAAAACGACUUGAAAUAUAUAAAGAACAAGUACUUAAACUUUUAAGUAAUCAAUCUGCAUAUUACUGUUUCUGCACAGAAAGCAGACUGCAGUUAUUGCGAAAAGAAGCUUUGAAGUGUGGACAAGUACCUAAGUAUGAUAACAGAUGUCGACAUUUGACUAGCAACAAAGUGAAAGAGCUCCUUGAUAAGGGACAUCCGCAUUGUAUCAGAUUCAAGUUAUCUUCUGAUCCUGAAUGCGUCAAUGAUAUAAUAUACGGUAAAGUAGUUCACGAUGUCGCGCAAUUCGAAGGAGAUCCAAUUAUUAUUAAAACGGAUGGUUAUCCGACCUAUCAUUUUGCAAAUGUCGUCGACGAUCAUUUCAUGAAAAUAACCCACGUUUUACGAGGAAUCGAAUGGCAAAUAUCUACACCUAAGCAUUUAAUGAUGUAUAAAGCAUUUAAUUGGACUCCUCCCAUUUACGGCCAUUUACCUCUAAUACUAAAUGCCAAUGGAACAAAAUUAUCAAAAAGGCAAAACGACAUAAACAUCGAGUUUCUUAGAAAAGAAGGAAUUUUUCCAUUGGCAGUUAUAAAUUAUGUUAUACACGCUGGCGGUGGUUUCGAUAACAAAGGAGGUGUUGAAUAUAUUAAUUCUUAUGAAGAAUUAAUUAAACAAUUCGAUAUCUCUAAAAUAAAAGUGAGUUCUAAUAAACUCAUACCCGAGAAAUUAUUGCAAUUUAACAAACUGGAAAUUUCUAAACUGGUAGCGAACGAAAAAAAUAGAACAUUUUUAGUUGAAAGAAUUCAAAAACUAGUCAUAGAAGCAUUUCCAGACAGGAAAAAUGAUGGAAGUUUACAAUUGGACGAGGAUCAUAUAAUGGCAAUAUUGAAAUGGGGACAGGAAAGAAUAUAUAAAUUAAGUGACCUGGUAUCACCAAAUUUAUCCUUUUUAUGGAUUGUGCCAACUGCACCACUAGAUGUUACACAAUCAGGAUGUUUAGAUGUACUUAAACUGUUUACCACGAAAUUAACCGAAACCGAUACUCAAACAUACAACAAGGUAUGGAUUAAUGAUUACCUUAGAGAAUUAGCUAACGAACAUACUAUUCCAUUUCCGAAACUAAUGCAAGCUUUACGCAGAAUUCUUAGUGGUUUGAAUGACGGCCCACCUGUUGGCGAAAUGAUGGAAAUUUUAGGAAAAGACACUACGUUAUCGAGGAUAAACCGUUACAUUUCUUGAAGCUAAUCUUGUGAUCGAAUAUAUUUCUAAGUUUAUACGAUGUAUUUAAUAUAUUUAUUAAAUAUAAUAUUUUUACUUUGAA